Messenger RNA from Leishmania braziliensis MHOM/BR/75/M2904, 2139 nucleotides. RefSeq lists its product as hypothetical. The coding region runs from base 1 to 2139 and encodes 712 amino acids. The transcript has a single exon. NCBI's taxonomy places the organism in Eukaryota, Euglenozoa, Kinetoplastea, Trypanosomatida, Trypanosomatidae. The record is from RefSeq and is a predicted model, not a curated record.
AUGCGGUCUUUUCGAGCGGUGCAGCGGCUGAACAACUGCGUCCCGUGCCUCUGCACGAGGGAUGCCUUUCAGAGGCCGCCGCUGCAGCGCCGACUCAUCAUCGCAAAGGCCCCAGCGUCACAUUCUACAAUAUCGAAUGCCACAGCCGGCAUCGGUAUGGAGAUGCAGGCAAAGGGAUUUCACCACUCCACGCCUAACUUCAACACCGCCGAGUUCUCCGAAAUGGGUGACCUUGCUGACUUGGCAAACGACAUUGUGACAGAGAACGCCGUCGGUAUAGACUUUGUGCGCGAUAUCUACGGGCCGUGGCUGGUCAUGACUGAAGACCUGCAGGGUGAGCUCUUUGUCGAUCACGAUCGCUUUGUGUACUAUCGCCCGGCCAACGGGCUAGGCUACGGCAUCGGCAAGCUGCAAGUGCUCGAUGCAGGGGCCACCGGCACGGCCUUCACCUGCCAACUGGAAACCUACAGCUACCAGCCGAUGGACACAGUGGUGCCUCAGUAUGGCCUCACCUUCGACAUUACUGGAAUGGUGAAGCGGGUGACAGCCAAGUCGUCCGACUACACGACGUUCUCUCUGGGUGGGGUAUGGCGCCGCAACAACCGCAACAGCGACGCCCCCGCACUGCUUCCAUCUCAGCGGAGGGGCAGCGGCACUGCGGUCGCGGACGCCUCUGCUUCCCCUACGUCAGAAAAUCUCAGCAACCAAAAUGCGCGUGGCGAGUCGUGUGAAAAGAUGAGUGGUCAGUUCAAUGCAGCAAAACUCUCCCCAUGGAAUCCCUCGGCUGCCGCGAAGCCAUUUGAGCCGAAUGCGGAGCUUCAAAACGUGUUUGCGCAGGUGUUCCCAGAGCGUCUUCGGGUGGAAUCGCACGUACGGCGUGCCGAGGCGAGACGGCAGUCGCAGGCGGCGCGCCAUCUCGCUGGCUCUGCCGGUGAGCCUCCCUCGCUGCACCUCGACCUUGCUCCAUACGCUGUGGGCAACAUUCCGGGCAUCUACUACAUUCCGGACUACAUCUCAGUCGCCGAGGAGGCGCAGAUCCUCGCGUUCAUUCAGCGGACACCGCAGGAGCUCAAAUCGAAGCUGACCAAGCGCACUUGUCAGGAGUGGGGUUGUACUAUGUGCGAGAGCUGCCAAAAGAGCUUCGUGAGCGAUGCCAAUAUGCCGCCCUGGGUGCAGGACUUCACUGACAUGCAGGUUUACGACGGUCUCUUCACGCCAACCACGUUCCCGAACAGCGUGCGCGUCCACGAGUACCAGCAAGGCGAGGGCAUUGGUCCGCACUGCGACGGCCCCAUCUACGUGCCAAUGGUGACUGUCCUUUCCCUGGCUUCGUCGUGCCUCAUGAGCUUCUACCCAAAGCGGCCACUUUACGAGAACCACCCGAUGGACCACUACAACGACACCUUCAAGUUUGCCGAGGGUGACAUUGGUAGGCGAGUGCCACUGCAGAGUGUGGUGAUGGAGCCCCGGUCGCUGCUCAUCUUCUCAGGGGAGGGCUACUACCAUUACCCCCAUGGGGUCUCUGACAAGGCCGAAGACGUGCUGGCGCCGGGGGUUGUGGGCGAGGUGGUAAAUCGCCGUUUUUUGGGCGAUCCGAAUGUGCAGUCGAUCCCGCGGACGUACCGAGCGAGCAUCACCACGCGUAAUUUGAUGACGCGCUGCGGCCACCAGCCGGCGCGAGCCGAGUACGCGAUGAAGCGGGCUUGGUAUCUGUACAAUCGUCUUCCGAUUCCAAGUGAGCUGUUCACACCGCUGCCGCUCUCGCCGCAGUCUGCCGGCGUAUCCAUCGGGACUAGCUCUGGCGCUCGAGAGGCACGCGACUUGAGCGCAACCCUGUCGACUGAGAAGCGUGUCGAGAGCUCCUCUUCCGCGCCUCUCCCGUCGGGAAGCUCUGCCGUGGAUACGGGGUUGCGUAAGGCUAUAUAUGAGCUGAGGACAGGUCAGGAGCAACUCCGCAACAGCGUCGAGGAGCUGAAGCAGCUCGUAGCGUUCUCCAUCCCCGCUCAGACCACCUUUCAGACAGAGGCGGCUACCAUCUUGAACCACCUCUCUUCCUCGGUUCUGCAGCUGGAGAGCAAGGUGGAUGAUCUGUUUGAGGAGGUGGGGCGUGGGAAGCGCAAAAGUUUGACAGACACGUGA